AUGAAACCACAAAAAGAACCAACACAAGAUAUUUUCGAUGAUCUAUGUAGUGAUGCUGUAGAACUCGAUCAAUUAGUUUCGCAGAUGAAAGAUUUAAUGGUAGAAUACGUAAAUGAAAGUCGAAAGCCCGGUGCGUUAGUGGUAGAAUAUAAACCACCAGAAGAAUUAAAGACAUUGAUAGAUCUAGAUUUGACAUAUACGGGAGUUGGUAUUUCUGGGUUAAUGCCAUUGUUGCAUAAUGUCUUACGUUAUAGUGUCAAUACAUGGAAUCCAAAGUUUAUGGAUAAAUUAUACGCAGGAACCAAUCCUGUUGGGAUUAUCACGGAAAUGUUGAUAACAUUCUUAAACGCAAAUUCACACGUUUAUCACGUUUCUCCGGUACUGACGUUAAUGGAAAAUCAUGUUUCGGAGAAACUGGCAAGAUUAUUAGGAAUGGGUGAGAAAUCAGGAGGAAUAACGUGUCCAGGAGGUGCAUUUUCAAAUCAACUUGCAAUACUGACAGCAAGAAAUCACAUGUUUCCCGAGAUAAAAACUAAAGGGUAUUAUAAUUUUGGUAAAAGAUUAAUGUUAUUUACUUCUGAUGCGGGACAUUAUUCCAUUGAGAAAACUGCUAUGGCACUAGGUUUAGGAAUCGAUAGUAUCGUUAAAGUACCUUAUGAUGAUCAAGGAAGAAUGCGACCUGAUGAAUUAGAACGAUCAAUUCUACAAUCAUUGAAAAGAAAAGAAACCCCAUUUUUUGUUAAUGCGACUGCUGGAACUACUGUUUUGGGAGCAUUUGAUCCACUAAGAGAGAUCGGGAAAAUCGCUAAACGAUAUAAUUUAUGGUUUCACGUUGAUGGAUCAUGGGGUGGGAGUCUCAUAUUUUCGGAGAAACACAAACACUUGAUUGACGGUUCAUAUUUGGCCGAUACAUUUGUUCUAAAUCCACAUAAAUUACUUGGGACACCAUUACAAUGUUCAUUCUUGCUAGCAUCAGAUCGACAAAUAUUUCAACAAUCAAAUUCACUAGGAGCAAAAUAUUUAUUUCAUGAUAAUAAAUAUGAUUUAGGGGAUGGUACAGUUGGAUGUGGUAGAAGACCUGAUGCGAUAAAAUUAUUUAUAGGAUGGAAAAUCUUCGGUAUAAUGGGAUAUAAGCAAAGGAUAGAACACGCAUUUUCAAUGGCAGGAUAUUUAACUAAUUUAAUAAAAAACAAUGAUAGAUUUAAAAUGGUACUAGAAACUCCACCAAGUUUGCAGAUAUGUUUUUGGUAUAUACCAAAAGGAAUGAAAGUUUACGGUCAAGAGGAACGAGAAAUAGAAAUCAAUAAAUAUCAAAUAUGGAAAGAAAAGUUGUCAUUGGUUACCAAAGGCAUUCAUAAAAUAAUACAGGAACGUGGUAGAUUCUUGUUCGAUUACUCUCCUUUUGAAUUGAAUGGAAGGGAAUUACCUUUAUUUUUUAGGGUGGUGAUAAAUGCGCCUUCUAUUAAUGAACAUCAUUUAGAUGAGUUAGUUAAAGAAGUUGAAACGAUUGGUGAGGGUAUAUUAGAAUAUUUAGAGAAGAAUAAUCAAAUUCAAAAUGGAUUAAGAUCGGAGAAUCAAACGACUAAUGAGGAUUAUCAUAGAAUAUCCGGAAGGACUAAUGGUAAUGGUAGCAAUAGCAACGGUGUAAGCAAUGGAUUUCAUCAUAUAGAACAUGGAGAAAAGCAUCACAUUGAUGAAUCGAUACCAAUUGAGUAUUAUAAUAGAUUAAUUAGUGAACAGGAUGCUCUCCAAAAAGUAUUGAGGAUAAAACAAAGUACAACAAAUGAGGAUUAUGAUAAAUUAAUUGCUGAUCGGAAUACUCUCCAAGAUAAUUUAAAUGCAUUGAGGAAUUAG
Molecule: messenger RNA, 1854 nt
Organism: Funneliformis caledonium
Lineage: Eukaryota; Fungi; Glomeromycota; Glomeromycetes; Glomerales; Glomeraceae
Source: the annotation of a GenBank genome assembly